Molecule: messenger RNA, 3563 nt
Organism: Drosophila simulans
Lineage: Eukaryota; Metazoa; Arthropoda; Insecta; Diptera; Drosophilidae
Product: nose resistant to fluoxetine protein 6
Exons: 9
Coding region: 1383-3548 (721 amino acids)
Molecular function (GO): acyltransferase activity, transferring groups other than amino-acyl groups
Source: RefSeq, a predicted model, not a curated record
UGCUAUUUAUAGAACUCCCAAAACUAUAGAACUCUGUAGGAAAGUAGUUUUACGAUUCUCAUGCUAGAUAUUUGAGCCAGGGCUUCAGUUUGAAAUUACAACUCAGCAAAUGUAGAUAGAUGUCUUUAAUUUAGAUAGUUCCAACAGAUAGUCGAGAUGUCCACUUGACCAUUGGCUUCCUUGUUCCUCUUGUUUUCAAAUUAGCCAUGGGAAUUUCCCAUCUAAUCUUGCAGCCCCUUCUUGCACUUCGAUAGAAGGCUCGUUAGGCGGAAACUUUGAUUAUCUGGCAAUUGAUGUGCGAUAGCGUCUUUGCGGUUUAUAUGAGUAUAUUUGAAAAUAGUCGAGCAUGACAAAAUCACUUCCCCGAAUAAUCAGCACGAAUCGUUUAAGCGGAAUCGCUUGGCCACUGAUAACUGAUAAGGUGCGAAUAACAACGCUAUUCGGGGGCAUUACAGACCAAUUCGAUGCUCCCAACGCGAUGCCAAUCAAGUCGGACGGCCUUCUCCGAAUUACUCAUUGAUAGGACCAGACACAUUUGGCUCAAAUGCGCCUCAAGUGCCCGUGCGAGUCACCUAAUGCCUUAUAAUGCGAUAGAGCGCAGAUCUGAUUGCGUGGACACAAGUGCUGCUCAUAAUUCAGCUGGAACCCAUUAGGCUGUUAUCACUAAGUGUGCGGGUUAUUCAAAACCGUUUAGGCACUCUACUUUCCAACGCGAGUUUCUAUUCUUGGGGUCGCUGAUCCUUAGCCUUCCAAGCGAUCGGAUAUAUGUAAAUCCUUGUAUCUAAACAGUGAAUUGUAUGAAGUGUUUAUGGUUAAUCAAGAUAUAAGAUAUAAACUAGAAUGGUCAUCUUUGUCUGCAUAAAUUAUAACUUUUAGUAAAGCUAGUAAAGUAUCGAAAAGCGCAACAAAUUCGAUUUGAUAGCUUCGAUCUCAAAAUCUAGCCAAUAUCGAAAAUAUCGACAUUGAUAUCGAUUUCGUCUCGAAAUCGAGAAGGUUUCUUCUCAUGAGAAUUGCACGCUUUUUUUUCGUUCUCAAUUAUUCUGGUUGUAACUACUUUAAAAACCUAUGACAUGUAUGUUUAUAUCUUCUGAAAUUGAUUCAAGUAAGUGACAGGCUUGUAGAUUAUGCUCGGAUUAAUCAGCACCAUAAGUUACUAGCCAAAGGAGUCCAUAGAUAAGAAUUGAUUAUCAGCACUGUACGUGUGGGGCGCAUUCUAAAACACUUGGCGUUCCAAAGUUUUGACUAUAGAUUAGUCGUGGAAUGACGGACCGUGAAGGUCCGUGAAGAUACGUUCGAUUAAUCGAAUCACCCUCUCAUACAAAUAUAAGCCUCCAAAGUGGUGGCCAGCCGAUCACAUUCAUUUCGUCGCCAGACAGAGCAACAUGGCUGGGUUGGCGGUAAUCCUGGGACUGGGCCUUCUGGCUUUGGCCAGUGUUAAUGCUGAAAUGACCAACAUAUUUGCCAUGACCAAUGCGAAACUGCUCACCGAGCACUUUGCUGGUGGGGAUCACUAUUCGAGUGUUUUCAACACCAGACGCUUGUCAGUGGAGUUCUUUGAGCACUACUCCAAUGUGACUCUAGAGGAUCUCACGGCGAACUCGAGGCUCCCCUCGCUGCAGGAUCUGGAGUGCCUGGCGGAUCUGGCCCUCCUGUCCAAGGACCUUUCGUCCUCCAAGUUCUGGGCCCUGAAGAUGAUUGACUCCUGGGGCGUGCUGCCUUCGGGAAUGCUGGUGGGCAACUUCUGGAACUUGGGCAACUUCGACGAGUGCAUUGCAAUAGACCACGCUGUGACCAGCAGUCACAGCAUCAAGGGCAAGUACUGCAUUUCCAAGGUUGCACCAGCUCCAACUGCGCUGCCCAUAUUAGCGAUCAAGUCAGCUGUCUGCUUUCCUGCCUCCUGUUCCGCCGCCAACAUGGACACGAUGCUCCGUAGGCUCUUCCAGCAGCUGCUCAGCGUGGAGAUUGAUGCAGAUGUGCAGAUCGUGGCCGAGGAGACGUGCCAGACUGCAGUGAGGAAGCCGUACGAUGGCCUCGCCAUAUUCACCAUAGUGAUCGUAUCGAUUUUGGGUGCUAUAGUGGGUUCCUGCACUAUCUUCGACUAUUUCGUUUGCAAGGAUGCGAAAACCAUCCAUCCUGUGGUGAAAGCCUUCUCGGCACGAGCAAACUCGCGUGCCCUAUUCCGCAUUGUGGACACCAAGGCGAAUCCCAACGUCAUCGAUUGUCUUCACGGGAUCCGCUGCCUGUCCUUCAUCUGGGUGGUCUACGGUCAUGAGUACAUGGUGAUUGCCACGUCGCCCAACAUCAAUAUGGGUUACCUUCUGACGUGGGUCAACUCCUUCUACAGUCUGUUUGUAAAGCACGCGGUCUAUGCUGUGGACUCAUUUUUCUUCCUGAGCGGUCUGUUGCUCGUGGUGAUUGCCCUGCGAUCAUUGGAAAGAACCAAGGGCAAGGUCAAUAUACCCCUGAUGUAUCUGCAUCGGUAUCUGCGACUCACCCCCAUCCUGGCCAUUGCCAUACUCUUCUACGUGAAGAUCCUGCCGCUGUGGGGAAGCGGGCCACUUAAGGGAUCAAUAGGCUUUGAUGACUACUCGGCGUGCGAGAGCACCUGGUACUGGACACUCCUCUAUGUGCAGAACUAUGCGACUGACAGCCUGUGCCUAAGUCAUUCCUGGUACCUGGCGGUGGACAUGCAGCUGUACAUCUUCGCACCCUUCCUCCUGAUCUGCCUGUACAAGUGGGGCAAGAAGGCGGCCGCCGGAAUCUUUGUUCUGAUGCUCCUUCUGGCCGGCUGCCUCUUCAGCAUCAUGGUCAUCAAUAACUUAUCGCUCGGAAGUGGCGGUGAUUCGAUGAGGAGGCUCUACUACGCCACACAGACUCGUGCCUCUCCCUACCUCAUUGGCAUCCUGUUCGGCUACUUCCUUCACAUCAACCGGGGCAAGGAGUUCAAGCUGAAUCCCCUGGCUGUGCUCCUGGGAUGGCUGAUUGCGUUGUCACUGAUAGCCAGCUGCCUGUUUGCGGUCUAUGGCCAGAACACGUUGCCCAUUGUGGAGGAGGCCUUCUACGUAAGCCUAACCAGGAUCGCCUGGCCCCUCGGUCUCUGCUGGGUGGUCUUCGCCUGCAUGCACGGCUACGGAGGACUGGCCAACAGCUUCCUCUCCUCUCCCCUGUGGCAGCCGCUGUCCAGGCUAUCCUACGCCGCCUACAUCUUCCACAUGUUCAUCGAGAGCUUCAACGGUGGCAUCACGCACACUAGUACCUACUUCAGUGACUAUCAAGUGAUGCUUCGAUUCUGGUCGGACUUUGGCUUCACCAUUCUGUUCUCGUACCUCAUGCAUAUCCUGAUCGAAGCGCCCUUCGCCGGUCUGGAAAACCUUUUGCUGCCCGCAAAGAGACCAAAUUCCAAGCCGGCCGCGGUGGUGGAGACCAGGAUGCCGGAGGUGAAGGCAACAGUCGAAGAAUCUCCAGUAGAGGAGCCUGCGCAAGCGACAUCCACGAUACCCGACGAAGCUAUACAGGCUUCUUCCGAAAAGAGCGCCGUGUUAUUAUAAUUACUUUUAAAAUAU